This is a messenger RNA of Ziziphus jujuba (common jujube), 1796 nucleotides long. RefSeq lists its product as uncharacterized. Bases 226 to 540 code for a protein of 104 amino acids. Lineage: Eukaryota; Viridiplantae; Streptophyta; Magnoliopsida; Rosales; Rhamnaceae. The record is from RefSeq and is a predicted model, not a curated record. The transcript is spliced from 2 exons.
CGUCGUUUAGUAACACCAACAAUACCAAAAUCCCCAAACCUUUUCCAAGUCCAGGUCCCCAUUUCACCUACCCCUCGUGGCCAACUUCACUCUUCGGAGUGCACCUCCUCUCAAUCUCUCCCUCUCCCUCUCCCUCUCGCUCUCCUGCUUCGCUUCCAAUCUUGGUUUCUUACUCCCCGUCUGCCUCUCGAUCUCUGUCCCCCUGGCCCGCUUCUCCCUCUUUCUAUGGAUCUUCGUUUACUGCCGAGAGCUCUGUAUGGGAAGGAUGUGAGGCAAUUCCAAGGCUUACACUGUGAGCACUAUAAGCUUCUUGAAAAGGCCGGAUAUGUUGCCAGCCCUACGGUUUACAGAGCAAUCUAUCUUCCUUCCAAUGAAUUUGUCGUUGUCAAGUGCUUGGAUCCCGAUCGCUGCGAUAGUAAUCUGGAGUCUGAGGUAAUUGGGUCCAGGCGCAUGGGAUGGGAAAUUUUGGGUGUGAAAGAUAAUGAGGAGUAUCGGAGGUCCUUGUAUGGUGAAAUCACUCACAAGGCUUUGCCGUUUUGAUGCCGUUGGCACUCUUCUUGUUCAUAUGGCUAAACUAUCCUCACUCUUAUAUUUUCAUUUUUAUUUUUAUUUUUUUUAUUUUUAAUUUUUUUUAAUUUUGAGAUUGUAGCUUCUUCGUAACUUUUAUUUAUUUAUUUUUUGGUAACGUAAUUAUAUGCUCAUUGUGUGUUUGAUGUUUAUGUUGCUACAAAAGGAGCAUUUUAGGCAAGAAGGAACUGGUAUUUGGAUUUCUUAGUAUGUGAGGCUCAUAUUAUAUUUUUAUUUAUCUUUUUCUUGUAUCUUAGUUGGAAACAUAAACUAUCAUGUUUGAAUGUUUGCCUUUCAUGCUUAUGUUAAGAAUGUGAUCUUGGAUUUGACAUAUGCAAAUUUUAUUAGUUUUGAAGGUCCCUUCCUAGAUAUUCUAGAUGGAUAAAGUAAUACUGCUUGGUCUCUGAAUUAUUGAGAUAUUAAUUCUAUCUUCUAGGAAUUAUCUUCAUUUUAAUUUUAGUGCCUGAUGUGGUGCAUGUUAUAUUAGAGACCAGAAGUGCUUUUUAUUUUAAUGAUUUUUUGCUGUGAUUGUAAGUUUUACCAGUUCAAUUUUCCAAGAAGGUUUAUUUAACAUCGAAAGAGAUAAUGGCAACUGUAUUAUAUGUGAUUAUGUUGAAAUUGUAAUACAAAAGUAUUGAAGUAAUUAUAGACCAUAAGUGCUUUUUCGUCAUUGUUCUCAUGCUUGCGAUGGUAGGACUGUGUUUACUGGAUGCAUAUUAUUCCAACAUAUGUGUGUCUCUUGGUUCUAUAUCAUGAUUAAUCGAGUGGUGUUUGUCCAUUCCAAAUCAUUCUUACAUCGAGAUACAGAGCCAAGACAAUUUCCUCAUGGGUUUAGGGAGGCGUGCAAAUCAGGUAUGUGGAAAAUAUUUUAAAAUUGGAAUUUUCUUUCACAUUCUACAAGGCAUUCCUUGAUACCUGCUUCCUCAUGGGUUUAUAUCAUGGACUUUGGUCUUGCUAAGAAAUAUAGAGAUGCUUCAACUCGUCAACAUAUUCCUUACAGGUGAGUCCUCUUUUAUGGUUGAUAUUGUAUAAUUUCCUUGCUACAGUAGAAGGUUUAAAGGCUGAAAGUUGGUUGCUUUGCUAUCUUUUUCCAAGAUGAUGCAGCCUAUUCCUGUUCGUUUUGUUUGUUUUAAUUAUGAUAAUAUGGAUGCUGCAUACUCAUUGUUUAACAUAUGACUAAUGUGCCAUUGCUGGUUUCUAAUAUAUGACUAAUGUAUCAUUGUUGGUUA